Arabidopsis thaliana (thale cress) is the source of this 409-nucleotide messenger RNA. Its product is annotated as ECA1 gametogenesis related family protein. The record is from RefSeq and is marked reviewed. Bases 1 to 360 code for a protein of 119 amino acids. Gene Ontology annotation, cellular component: extracellular region. NCBI's taxonomy places the organism in Eukaryota, Viridiplantae, Streptophyta, Magnoliopsida, Brassicales, Brassicaceae. The transcript has a single exon.
AUGGCUAUAAAAAACGUGAUCUUAUUUCUAGCGGUUUUAUGCAUUGCAUUGUCUGUAAAUGCCCAAUUACCACAAUUUCCGGCACUUUUUCCUUUUCCAUUUCCAUUUCUACCGAGUCCCGGUGUACCAGGAUUACCUGAUAUAACAAAAUGUUUAUCAUCUGUGAUAAAUAUUCCAGGGUGCAUCGUAGAGUUUUCGCAAUCCAUACUCUUAGAAAAGUUCGGCAAGAUAGGUUCAGCUUGUUGCAAAGCAAUUUUGGAAGCCGAAACCAAUUGUAUUCCGCAACUUCCGUUCAAUCCGUUUUUUCCUCCUAUGCUAAAGGAACAAUGUUCAAAAACUGUUGGCGGAGCCUCCUACUAAAAAUUAGAACUUAGAAACCAAUAAUGUUAACCUUUGCUUUCUUUUUUUU